Molecule: messenger RNA, 2256 nt
Organism: Pleuronectes platessa (European plaice)
Lineage: Eukaryota; Metazoa; Chordata; Actinopteri; Pleuronectiformes; Pleuronectidae
Product: atypical kinase COQ8A, mitochondrial
Exons: 13
Coding region: 142-1737 (531 amino acids)
Biological process (GO): ubiquinone biosynthetic process
Cellular component (GO): extrinsic component of mitochondrial inner membrane
Molecular function (GO): kinase activity
Source: RefSeq, a predicted model, not a curated record
GAUUUGAAUUAUGUGGAAUCAUUGUUUUCAGUUUUGUUGUAUCUGUAUCUUUCUCUCUAACUGUCCCUUGUUGUUUUCUUCCAGGAGCCGUUGAGCAAACCUCAGGACGUCCACAGAACCACGCUUCACAGAUAUUCCACCAUGGCGGCGUGUGUCAGCCUCCGUUUCCCCGGCGGUGUGAACGGAGGAUGGGGGGGGCCCUGCCGCGGUGGAGCCGGCACCGAACCCCUGAGGGACCCCAGGGUCUGGUCCAGGCGGAUGUUCUGCGGACACACCAGGUUGUUGAACCAGGACAACUCCACCGUGGGGGGGCUGACGUCAGAGGACAUCGACAAAGCCCGAAACGCCAAGAAAACCGAUAACAAGCAACACAAACAAGUGCUCAGUGAACGAGCCCGAGAGAGGAAGGUGCCGGUCACCCGCUUGGGAAGGCUGAUGAAUUUUGGAGGUCUGGCCGUCGGACUUGGGAUCGGAGCGAUCGCUGAAGUGGCCAAGAAGAGUUUGAAGCCACAACAACAAGACGAUAAGAAGUCGGUCCUGAACUCGAGCGCCUUCCUCUCGGAAGCCAACGCCGAGAGAAUCGUUCGGACGCUCUGCAAAGUCCGAGGCGCGGCUCUGAAGCUGGGACAGAUGCUCAGCAUUCAAGACGACGCCUUCAUCAACCCUCAGUUGGCCAAAAUCUUCGAGCGAGUUCGACAGAGCGCCGACUUCAUGCCGACCAAGCAGAUGACGAAAGCCAUCAGCAGCGACCUGGGCCCAGACUGGAGGCAGCAGCUGGAGUACUUCGAGGAGAAGCCGUUUGCGGCGGCGUCCAUCGGGCAGGUGCACCUGGCGAGGCUGAAGGACGGCAGGGAGGUGGCCAUGAAGAUCCAGUAUCCCGGAGUCGCCAAGAGCAUCGACAGCGACGUGAACAACAUCAUGACGGUUCUGAGUUUAAGCAACGCGCUGCCUGAAGGUCUGUUCCCCGAGCACCUGAUCGAGGUCAUGAGCCGAGAGCUGGCGCUGGAGUGUGACUACGUGAGGGAGGCCAAAUGUGCCAGAAGGUUCCAGGAGCUGCUGACAGAUCACCCGUUCUUCUACGUGCCCGAUGUGAUCGAGGAGCUGAGCAGCCAGCACGUCCUCACCACCACGCUGGUGCCGGGCUUCCCUCUGGACCAGGCCACCGACCUGUCCCAGGAGCUCAGGAAUGAGAUCUGUGAGCAGAUCCUGAGUUUAUGCCUGAGGGAGCUGUUUGAGUUCAGAUACAUGCAGACGGAUCCAAACUGGUCCAACUUCUUCUUUGACCCACAAACGCACAAGGUAGCGUUGUUGGAUUUCGGAGCGACCCGAGGAUUUGAUAAGAGCUUCACUGACACGUACAUCGAGAUCAUUAAGGCAGCUGCACAUCAGGACAGAGAGGGCGUCCUGCAGAGAUCCAGAGACAUGAAGUUCCUCACGGGAUACGAGUCGAAGGCGAUGGAGAGCGCUCACGUGGACGCUGUGAUGAUCCUGGGCGAGGCCUUCUCCUGCGAGGAGCCCUUUGACUUCGGCGCUCAGAGCACCACCGAGCGCAUCCACAGCCUGAUCCCCGUGAUGCUGAGGGAGCGCCUGACGCCUCCUCCCGAGGAAACCUACUCCCUCCACAGGAAGAUGGGCGGCUCCUUCCUCAUCUGCUCCAAACUCAAAGCUAAAAUAUCCUGCAAGAACAUGUUCCAGGAGGCGUAUGACCACUACUGGAAGGAUGUGCACCACCAGUAGAGACCAGUAGAGACGGGGUUUCCUGGAAGCUUGUUCCCACCCGGGAGUUUCCAGUGGUUUCUGUGGGACGUGGAACUAUUCAACUCCCACAUUCUCACCUGUGGAGAUAUUUUCGUGGAGCCUGGAGCAGAUCUUGUGUCCAGAUCUUUUCACCGUCAGAUUCUGUGUGCGUCUGAUUCCAUUUCUCAUCUCGCCCAGGACUCCAUCCACACUAACUCUGCAUUGAAUAUUAUGAGUGAAGAUUAUUUGUGUGUAGUGUUUGAAUUUGUUGUGCGUUUGUACGACCUAAUAUUUCUGUGCCUGACUGGUUUGAGGAACCGGGGUUUCCAGUUUGAACAGUUUGAACAGAUACAAAUAUAUGGCUUUAGUGACGUGUGUCACUGUUUUCUUAUUCAAAUCACUUUAUUCUGUAAAAUAAAAUAAAAAAUAUGAUGUGAAUUGAUAUGUAUUCAGUGAUUUUAAAUAAUAUAAAUCUUUUAUUGUUUUUGGCAUCUUAUGCUCGAAUCAAAAAAAAACGUG